AUGGAAUCUUCCACGAUACUCAAGCCCAAAUGGGUCCCCAUAGAGCAGUUGAGGCCAGGAGAGAAAAGGAGGCAGAAAGGGCUCAUCAAGCUCUGUAUUGACCUAAGUCCUGAGAUCAUGGACAUGUUGAUACGGAGCUAUGGCCCGUAUCCUCUCUUCUGGUGCUUCGACGUGCGUGCUGUGGUGAGUGCUAUGAUUCAGGAACUUGAGGCAGGGAAGCAAGGCGGUUCGGAGGGGGAGGGGCCGGUAUUCAUGGUCACCCGCAAACAACAUCCCAUGGGCCUCCAUUCCAGGGAGGCAGUCAGGGAUGCUAUUGGGGGGCACCAUCGGCCGCUGGGAUGUAGUACUGGUUCCCCAACGACAUCUGCAGCUCCAUUCCAAUCCUACCCGCCCACCUGCGUGCUUCCCCCCUCUCACCCCGAUCAGCGGGGGCCAAAUCUUGGUGCGCUGUGGAUAAGACCUCAACCUUUCCCCAUCCCACUACCACCGCCGCCUAUACCACUGCCGCCGCCGCCGCCUAUGCCACCGCCACCGCCGCCACCCCACCCCCUCCCCCAGUUCCCACUCCUUCGCCGGCUCCCCCCAACCAAUCGACAUCUCCAAAUGUCUCAUAUGCCUGAAUACAGACCAGGUACUCGUCAGAUCUCUGUGAGUUUAUCUAGUAUCAUUGCGUAG
This is a messenger RNA of Cantharellus anzutake, 675 nucleotides long. RefSeq lists its product as uncharacterized. The record is from RefSeq and is a predicted model, not a curated record. The transcript is spliced from 2 exons. Bases 1 to 675 code for a protein of 224 amino acids. Lineage: Eukaryota; Fungi; Basidiomycota; Agaricomycetes; Cantharellales; Hydnaceae.